AUGGGUACCAUUGCGCCCUUGCGGUCUCCCUUGAUUCGCGCCGGUUCCUCCACAACGUCCGCCUUUCAGCGGGUACAGAACGGCAUCGGCCAUUUAGUCGCCACUGCGGCACCCGACACCAGCAAGAGCAGUACUGGCGGUACGGAAUACAGCACCUACCUGACUCGCGUCAGUCACCAAGCACCCGCACGUUUGAUUCCACUGCAAUCCAGUGCCGUCCAAGCGGCCGGCGCCACGAUUGCCUACCUCGGUAACUACGGUGGCGGCAUCCUCCCCGGCGAUACGCUCCACUACCGAGCGGAUGUUCUGUCGCACGCUACUCUCGCCCUGCUGACGCAAGGAUCCAAUCGUGUCUACCCGCAAUCCAGUCUCCCACAAACCGUUGAUGGUAUUGCAACAUCACCAGGACCGCAAACGACCAAACCCAGUCGCAACGUCCUGGAUCUGCGUGUCGACGAACACGCGUUGUGCGUCGUGACCCCGGAUCCAGUGACACCCUUUCGGGGCAGUGUUUUGGAACAGAUACAGACAGCCGUCAUCGAUCCUAAUGCGUCCUUGGCCUUGGUGGAUUGGAUCUCCUCCGGUCGUUACGUCCGCGGAGAACGAUGGGAACAAACCUCGCUGCUAAAUCAGACGGAAAUUUACUUCAACGACCACGACUCGUCUCAUCCCGUCCUCGUUGAUCGUGUCAUCCUGGACGGCAACACCGGUAUGGACUUUCGGAACGCGUCUUUGCAAUUCAACGCCUACGCCUCCCUGGUCCUGUACGGAUCCCGGGUCGAAGCCGUCGUCGAGCGCUGCCACGACAUGGCUGCCAGCUUGGCGCGUCCCUACACUCGGAUUCGGGAGCGUACCCCCAACACACGGACACAAACUCGCAAUAGCGAUCAUGACAAUCUUCCGUUUGAUGGGAGCUGUUUGGCGGGACGCGUCCUCUGCAGCGUCACCACGGUACCUACACGCCACGCUGAUGUGUACGUCGCGCGACUGGCAGCCUGCUCCAACGAAGACUUGUACCGCGUUUUCCACCAUUUAUUGCAACCCACCGCGGAGGACUUGGGCUACCCCAUUUACCGUGAUCGCAUUCGGGCCGUCACGUCAUCGCCCGUGCGGAACAUUUCCGCAGUUCCGGAAUCGACGUCACGAUUGGAGGAGAAUGCCGCGUCUGUGGCGAUCGUUCCCACCGCUGACGAUCACCUUGUACCGCCUCCAUCGAGUGACGCCACUUAUUGGAAUGCCUUUGUAUUGGCUGACUCGGCCUUGCCGACGGGAAGCUUUGCCCACUCGGCCGGCUUGGAAGCCGCUGCGCAACUGGGUCUCGUAGCGGCGGGCAACAACGACAAUUCAAUGGUUUCCGAUCUCGUCCGCGCCACGGCCACAUCCACUAUGCAAACCGUCACGCCCGCACUUCUCGCUAGCCACAAGGAAGCUUCUUCUAGCGCGUUCGGUGCCGACGGAGAGUUGGAUGCAGAAUUUAUCACACGUUGGAACCACUUAGAUCGAAAUCUCCAUUCCUUGCUGGUCGGCAACGGACCGGCUUGUCGAGCCUCCCUAGACCAAGGUCGCAACUUGUUGCGCGUGGUGCAGGUUUGGUUCCAGCAAGGUACCAAAACACACACAAAAGUGACUACCAAUCAAGUACUGUCGAUCUUGCAAGCUCGCGUUCGAGACGACCCCAGCGCCGGUCAUUUACCCACUAUUUUUGGUGCCGUUGCGGCCUUGUUGGACUUGACCGCCCCGCAGGCGUGUCAGCUUCUAGCGUACUGUGUCGCUCGGGAUGUGGUGUCGGCCGCCGUGCGCCUCAAUCUGGUGGGUCCCAUGGCUAGUGUUGGGAUUUUGUCCGAUGCGCAGCAGGCCGGUCAGCGAGGAAUUGCACUGGGACGCACUUCAUACGAAAACGGACUCUCUGGAGGAAAAGGCUCCGGCGCCUCCUGUGCCCCCGUAUUGGACGUCCUGCAACCGUGCCACGAUUUGCUGUCAACUCGCCUGUUUCGGACGUGACGAUUGAGAAGAGAAAACAUGCCGAAUGUGAAUUCUAGAAAUUAUGCAAUGUCUGAUAAGAGGCCGUACUUUAAAACAAACUUCCUUAUGACUAAAAAAACUCGACGAACG
This is a messenger RNA of Phaeodactylum tricornutum CCAP 1055/1, 2112 nucleotides long. RefSeq lists its product with no specific name. Lineage: Eukaryota; Bacillariophyta; Bacillariophyceae; Surirellales; Neidiaceae. Gene Ontology annotation, molecular function: nickel cation binding. The record is from RefSeq and is a predicted model, not a curated record. The transcript has a single exon. Bases 1 to 2001 code for a protein of 666 amino acids.